Molecule: messenger RNA, 471 nt
Organism: Besnoitia besnoiti
Lineage: Eukaryota; Apicomplexa; Conoidasida; Eucoccidiorida; Sarcocystidae
Exons: 1
Coding region: 1-471 (156 amino acids)
Source: RefSeq, a predicted model, not a curated record
AUGGCGCACGCACUGAGUGUCCGCUCGUGUGUUUUUCUCUCGACAGCUCUCCUCCUCGUCGCGGGCCUGUCGCCUGAGGAGGACCGCGCGGUGUACAUACACCCGGCGCUCCAGGGCGCGCGAGGGGAAGAUUCUCCGCGGACACCCCAAGAAAACGAAAUGGAAGGGAAGCAAGUGGGUGAAGCUUCGCAGGGCUGUGAGGAAGGCGCCUUUGAGCGUGACCCGAACGUGCUGCUGUCGGGCGACGAAGCUUCGUCGUCCUUCUUCGAGAGCAUGGUCGCGAGCUUCCUCUCUCUCUUGUGCGACAUGUUCCCGCGCGGGCGAGGCGACAGCGGACUCGAAGAGAAGAUGUACGACGCCGCCGCUGCGAAGGAGGAGAUCGCGUGCGAGCGCCGCGCCAACGGCCUCUUCGGGAAGGCCGCCAGGUCUGGCUUGAGGAAUAAAUCCGAAGAUGGCAACAAGAAAAACUGA